UUGUACGUCAAAGUCAAGUGAAUUGUAAAUAUUUCAUUAGAAGAAAAUUUUAUACCACUUCAAACUAGAGUUUGUUUUUAUGAAUAAAAAUGGUAAAUAUAUACACUAACGAAAAUAAUCCGGCUACUUUAAAAUUAAUUAUAGCUAAAAAUAUAGCUAAACAAGUAGUUAAUUUAAAGCUAGUUAAUUUGCAUGAUAAUACCGUCCCGCAGCCGAAACAUCUGCCUUGCCUCGAAUUAGAUAAUCAAGAAAUUUUGUUUUCGGCUAAUACUUCAAUAUGUUAUUUUGUACCAAUUGCUGAUGAAACUUCAGCAGAUAUUGUAGACUUAUUGGAGUGGGAAAGCACCGUUUUAUCGCCUCAAUUGGCUCAAGUACUCGGAAGUUCUUCAAAAAGUGAUAACAUCAAGAACUCCUUGCUCUCUAGUUUAAAGUUCUUGAACGAAUUGCUUCAAAACAGGAAUUUUUUGGUCGGGAAUGACAUUACUCCUGCUGAUAUUGCUAUAUGGAGCACUUUAUAUCCUCUUAGUAGUUGCGAGAAGUUUUCGAAAGAAUUUCUUGGAGCUUCACCAAACAUUAAAAGUUGGAUAGAUUCUUUAAAAUCCAGAAAUGAAUUUAAUGAAGCAAUUGAUUCUUUCAAAUUGGACAGUUCCACAGCUUACAAUGCUCUACUUACCGGUGCCAAGUACUUGUCAACAACAGAAGAUUCCGGUAAAGAAAAAAAAGUACCCGCUCCUCAAGUUGAAAAAGAAUCAAUUCCGGAAACUGUCACGGCAGAGGAACUGGCAUCUGUCAAGGAAUCCUGGAAAAAAGAUAUUACCAAGCAAGUCAAGUUGAAGCAAACUAAUGGACCAGUUUUGCCGAUUCCCGGAGAAAAAAAUGUAUUAAUCACGUCCGCCUUACCUUACGUAAACAACGUUCCUCACCUCGGCAAUCUCAUUGGCUGCGUACUAUCCGCUGAUGUGUUCGCCCGUUUCUCGCGCUUGUGUAACCACAACACCCUGUAUUUGUGUGGCACAGACGAGUACGGCACGGCCACCGAAACCAAGGCUUUGGAAGAGGGACUGACGUGCCAACAAAUCUGCGAUAAAUACCACAAAAUCCACAAAGAAAUUUACGAAUGGUUUAACAUAAGCUUCGAUCACUUCGGUCGAACCUCCACCCCGCAUCAAAAAGAAAUAUGCCAAGACAUGUUCUUCUGUCUUAAUAACAACGGUUUUAUGUUCACCGAAUCCGUGGAUCAGUUGCACUGCGAAAGAUGCAAUAAAUUUCUAGCGGAUAGAUUCGUCGAAGGUGGCUGUCCUCACCCGGGCUGCAAUUACGAGGAUGCAAGGGGCGAUCAAUGCGACGGUUGCGGAAAAUUAAUAAACGCGACCGAAUUGAAAAACCCUAGGUGUAAAACGUGCAGUAAUACGCCAAAAGUGAAAAAAUCUACGCAAUUUUUCAUGGAUUUACCAAAACUUGAGCCACUGGUUCACCAUUGGUUCCGAUUGAGGAGCCCCAAUUGGUCGAGCAACGCCCAAGUGAUAGCUAGAUCUUGGUUGAAGGAAGGUUUGAAACCCAGGUGUAUUACUAGGGAUCUGAAAUGGGGCGUACCUGUACCCGUCGAUGGUUUUAGAGAUAAAGUAUUCUACGUAUGGUUCGAUGCACCUUUGGGGUAUUUGUCUAUUUCUAAAGCGUACACGAAGGAUUACGAAAAGUGGUGGAAACCGGUUAAAGAAGAAGACAUCAGUUAUUAUCAGUUUAUGGCUAAAGAUAAUGUACCGUUCCAUUCGAUAAUGUUCCCGGCUACUAUGUUGGGUGCGAAUAAGGGCUACACCACUGUCAGUCAUUUAAUGGCAACAGAGUAUUUAAAUUAUGAAGAUGGAAAGUUCUCCAAAUCUAGAGGAGUGGGAGUUUUUGGAACAGACGCUCAAAGUACAGGAAUUCCUAGUGAUAUAUGGAGGUUUUAUUUGUUAUACAUUAGACCAGAAUCGCAGGAUUCUAGUUUCAGUUGGACCGACUUUGCGACUAAGAAUAAUUCGGAAUUACUGAAUAAUUUAGGAAAUUUCAUCAACAGGGCUUUAGUCUUCGCUAAAAACAAUUUUAACAGAACUGUGCCGGAAAUGAAUCUUUUAGACGAAGAUUAUAAUUUACUAGCUCUUUGCACUAGAGAAUUAAAGGGAUAUUUGGAUUCGCUAGAGAAAGUGAAGCUUAAGGAUGGUAUUCGACACAUUCUAUCCAUUUCGAGACACGGUAAUCAGUACAUGCAGUCGAAUCAACCUUGGGUGCUACUGAAAGGAUCAGACGAACAAAAAUUACGCGCUGGAACUGUAGUCGGCGUAUGUUGCAACUUAGCCUGCCUCAUUGCUACUCUACUGCAUCCUUAUAUGCCCGAUACAAGCGAGAAUCUUAAAAAGCAAUUAAACGCUAAAAAUAUAGUGCUUAAUCCAAGGCUUCCCGAAAUUAUUAAAAUGCUUCCUUCUGGUCACAAACUCGAAGAACCUUCGCCUUUAUUCGCCAAAAUAGAGCAAGCUGCUAUAGAUGAAUUAAAACGAAAAUUUGCUGGUAAACAACAAUCCGAAGCAAAGAAUUCUACGGGAAAUUCGUCGGAAAUCAAAGAACUAGAAGCUGAAAUUGCUAAGCAGUCGGCUAAAGUUACGUAUAUGAAAUCUAAAGGAGAGCCUAAAGCGCUUUGGCAGCCCGAAGUCGCCAUUCUUCAAGGGCUCAACAAAAAACUGGAAAGCGCGCGAAAGUCCGCGCCUGCGCUCAAUAAGCCCCCGACUCAAAAUAACGUAGCGAAUGGUGGAGAUGUAAAAAAACUCGAAGACGAAAUCGCGAAACAAGCGUUGGUUGUGAGGAAAUUGAAAGAAGGGGGAUCGGAAAAAUCCGUCUGGCAACCAGAAGUGGAUAAACUGCUGGAGUUGAAAAAGCAAUUGGCCCAAGUGUCUGGUGUAGCGUUGCCUCAGAAGGGCAAAAAAGGAAAGAAAUAAAAUUUAAGUAUUACAGUGAAUGUGUGAUUAGUAAUUUAUUUAGAAGUAUUUAUUAAUUAUGUCGUAAUAAAAC
Messenger RNA from Phyllotreta striolata, 3042 nucleotides. Lineage: Eukaryota; Metazoa; Arthropoda; Insecta; Coleoptera; Chrysomelidae. The record is from the annotation of a GenBank genome assembly.